UUUGCUGCGGGAAGCAGAAGAGGAACGAAGCGGAGUCGAAACGCGCGAGGAAGACUGUGAGUGAAGGCUAUUGAGGGAAAGUAGAAAAAGAAGACAGGAGGCGGCGGAGGAAGAGCGAGGAGUUGACGGAUCGGAGUAUUUUUAGAAGGCGAACCAAGGAACAGCAAGGACAAAGUCGUCUGCUUUGUUUUGUUUGCUUUCCUUCCCCGAUGCCAGUGUCAUUUUGUAGCCUUGCGCUCGAGCUUGCCCCGGUCGCUACGCCAGGCUCCAUCUGUCCAAGCGCGAGGCGGCACGUGGAAGUCGCGGAAGUGAGAGCGCCGUUCAGAUGCGGACUGCCAAUCAGCCCCAGUAAGUCCAAUCACUGAAACGGUAGACGAGAAAACCCCCCGAACAAAGAUGCGCCGCUCUCAUUGAUUUCAUUUCCUUCUCAUCUCACGUUUGUCACCCCCCCCCCCUCCUCGCCAGCCCGCCGUCGCACCCCCACUGGUUUGUAUUCCAUCCUCCCUCCUCCUCCUCCUCCUCCUUUGGCGUCCUCUCUCGCUCGCUGUCACACAAGCUGCAACAGCGGACGCUUUUCAAUUUCUUUCCGCUGAGUCGGCAGCGUCAGGAGGGACCAACAAGUCCGCUCGCUGAACCGACGUGGGGGUAGCUCGGGGGGAGUGUCCUUCGUCAACCAGUCAGAGGGUUGUUCGUCCCGGUCUGGAUUUACCGUUUACCCUGGAGCUACAUGUGGGUCGCAGCCCCGCAAGCCGGGCUGGGAAAUGACGCUAUCCCCGCGGUUGUAGGAGCCCUGUGGGCGGGGGUCAUGGCCCGAGAGGGGCGCCGUCUCCGGUCCCCGACAGCCACCCGACUGCACGGAACAACCCGGACGCUCGCUUCCACUCUGUUGUCGCGGACGCACCUGCACGGGCUGAGGCAGGUGUGCGUCCCUGGCGGUUCCCUGGGGCGAAGAGUCUUCUGGCUCCUGGCGCUGUGCACCUCCCUGGGCCUGCUGCUGUCCUGGUCAUCCAACCGGCUACUUCACUGGAUGUCCUUCCCCACCUACACGCGGGUCCACACUGAGUGGGCCAAGGAACUGGCAUUCCCCGUCGUCACCAUCUGCAACAACAACCCCAUCCGCCUCUACAAGCUCACUAAGAGCGACCUGUACUUCGCCGGACACUGGCUCGGCCUGCUGCUGGCCAACCGCACGGUCCGCCCCCUGGUGCUGGACCUGCUGCAGGAGGACCGCGUGGGCUGGUUUGGCAAGCUGUCAGACUUCAGGCUUUUCCUGCCGCCCCGGAACUUUGAGGGCACCAACUUGGAGUUCAUGGAUCGGCUUAGCCACCAACUGGACGACAUGCUUCUCUCCUGCAAGUACAGAGGGGAACCUUGCGGGGCUCACAACUUCUCAUCCGUGUUCACCCGCUACGGCAAGUGCUACAUGUUCAACGCGGCCGAGGACGGCAAAUCUCUGCGCACCACCAUGAAAGGCGGCACAGGCAACGGCUUGGAGAUCAUGUUGGACAUCCAGCAAGACGAAUACCUGCCGGUGUGGGGCGACACAGAGGACACAGCGUUUGAGGCGGGGGUCCGAGUCCAGAUUCACAGCCAGGCCGAGCCCCCCUUUGUGCACGAGCUGGGCUUCGGCGUAGCCCCCGGCUUCCAGACCUUCGUGGCGACCCAGGAACAGAGGCUCACCUUUUUGCCGCCCCCCUGGGGCGAGUGCGAGUCCAAGGCUCUGGAGUCGGGCUUCUUCCAAGUGUACAGCGUGACGGCCUGCAGGAUCGACUGCGAGACGCGCUACAUCGUGGAGAACUGCAACUGCAGGAUGGUGCACAUGCCUGGCGACGCGUCCUACUGCACUCCUGAGCAGUACAAAGACUGCGCUGAGCCCGCUCUAGCGAGAUCACAUUCGCUCCUGUCACUCUUCGCCAUCACCACCCUUUUACGAUCAUCAUCAUCAUCAUGGUCGUUAGCCAAGCUGUCCGCGGCGGAGAGCAGCAGCUGCAUGUGCCGCACGCCGUGCAACGUGACGCGCUACAACAAGGAGCUCUCCAUGGUCAAGAUCCCCAGCAAAACGUCGGCGCGCUACCUGCAGAAGAAGUUCAACAAGUCGGAGAAAUACAUCGCUGACAACAUUUUGGUGUUGGACGUUUUCUUCGAGGCGCUCAACUACGAGACCAUCGAGCAGAAGAAAGCCUACGAGGUGGCGGGGCUGCUGGGUGACAUCGGCGGCCAGAUGGGGCUCUUCAUCGGGGCCAGCAUCCUCACCAUCUUGGAGCUUUUUGACUACGCCUACGAGGUGAUCCGGGACAGACUACUGGACCUCCUGAGUCGAGAGGAUGAGGAGGAGGGUCGCCGAGGGGAUGUUACUUCUUGUGAUCCGGUGGCCAACCACUCAGAGUCCAUCAGCCACAGCGUGGCCGUCCCCCUGCAGGCCACGCUGGGCACCUUGGAGGAGAUCGCCUGCUGAGGCACCCUCGCCUCCCCCCUCACCCCCCCCCCCCAACUCACCAACCCCCCCGCCACCCCUUCCCCUGCCUCCAUUCUCCGGACAGCCAAUCACGAGGCGGUAACAACUUUCUUCGGCCUCAGUGGUGAGAAAUUGGGCGGCGGGAGGGGUGGGCGGGGCUCUGAGUGCGGAGGGACACGCCCGAGUAGCAUCCAUUGGUGGCUCGACGGACACCACAGUGCGAAAAACAAAAAAAAAAAUAAAACUAAAGGACUGCGAGCCGCCGAAGCGCAUGUGUCACUCAUAACGUGCCCAUGUGAUGAAUGUAGAACGUCAACUCUGGAUCCCCGUUUCAGCUUUAAACGGGGCGACCAAUCACAUCUUUCUGUUGGACAAAAGGGGGGGGGGGACUCAGCCAAUCAAGACAGCAGAGAGAGGUUUUUCUUGCACUCUUAUUUUGAAUCAGGGCGCUAAAAGACUCCAACGUACUCACACUAGGCCAUGCCGGACUUGCCAAAAACGAUGCAACUUUCCUACUCUGCGGAUUAUUUUCAGUGGUUUUUUUGUUGAUUUCUAUCGUGCAAUGUGGCGGUUUAUCGUUUGUGACUGGUGAGAGAAUUUUGCGCGCAACCUAAUUACGACUGGACUUGUGAUGGUCGAUAAAUCCAGAUUGGACCGAUCGCUUUCGACGUGACGCGAACAUGUGCCCGAGCAUGCUGUUGGCCUUUUUUUUUUAUUUUUCACUCGGAAUUCUUGUUGAUUUCUACUGUGCAAGGUGGCCAUUUUGAACGAGAGGAGCCACGGCACGAAUGUCGGACGGACGUCAGAAGAAUUGCAUGCGCCCGUGUGUGCCGUGAGCUUUUUCCAACAGUCAAUUAUUUCGAGUGGUUUUGUUGAUUUCUAUUGUGCAAGGUUGUAAAAAGCUGCUGAGAGGAGCCAUCACGUGCAUCAUGUAUUUGUCAUUUGGAUUCUGCUUAUUUUUACUGUGCGAGGUUGCCAUUGCUAACCCGUGACAGAAGUGAUAUUUUUUGGAAUGUACAUUGUGCAUAAACGUGUCCACGUGAGCGCAUUUUUUUUUUUUUGGGACUACGGGUUACGUCGCCGUUCUGCCGAUUUCUAUUGUGCACGACGGCGCUUAUCGUGAAUGACUUGGCAAGGAGCUGUUACUUUAAAAGCAUACAAUGCAUGUGGACCUACCGUGCGGUGGGCUUUUUUUUUGUUUGUUUAAACCUUGUGCAUUAUUUCGACUUGUCGUGUUUAAUUUAUAUUAUACAAGGUGCCAGUCGUGAUGGGGAAAAAAAAGACGAGUCCAAGCGUACUGGACUUGAGGUGUCAGUUCUGAUGGCCUAGUGUGAGUCCACACAAAGAGAGGAUCUUUGAGGGGAUGCCACACUCCCACUGCUGUCUAAGGGACUGAAGGGGGGGCAGGAGUGUUUGGUGUACUGCGACUUUAAGGGCAGCAGUGUACAAAAUGUUGUAUUGGUGACGAUGUCAUUAACCAAAAGAUCCCUGGCGAGUUUUCGCCGUGUGUCCCAAACACAAAUAGCUAAGCCACAAAGCUCCCAUUUGAUUUUGUUUGUCAUGGUAGAGUAAAUGUUUUUUUUUUUUUUUUUUAGGGUCACCUUUGCUUCAGGUGACAGUGUUACAUAACGGGAAUGUUGGAAAAAAAAAAAAGACCUUUCACAAAGGGGGAAAAAAAGCUUGCAUAUGUUUUUUGUUUGUUUAGUUUUGGGGGGUUUAAAGUGCAACAAAAUGGUUCAUUUUCUGCGUACAACACGUACGUUCAUUGCUUAUCUCGGAACAGGAAAUGGAAAAGAUUCGAAUGACUGCGCGGGCAGCCACGUCACUAUAAUGACCUUUGAAAAGCGCAACAAUAGAUUUUUUUAUCUCAGUUGUCUCAAUAAAUUAAUUGAAAUUGUGCCUUUUUGAAGGGUAAACUUUUUUUCCCCGUUACUUUUAAAUGAACAAAUUACGAACUUAAACAUUAAUUAGGUUUUAAAAGGAAUUUUCUCUAUAAUUGCCUCCGGAAAGAGCAACGUUUUAUUUGGUUGAUUUGACCAAGUAAACAAACGUGAAAUUAAUUAUCUUUUAGAAAGGCAAAAAUGUUUUUUUUUAUUGAAUAGGUAUGAUAUAUAUUAUAUAUUUUAAUAUAUAUAUAUCGUAUAAAAUGUAAUUCAUUAUAUAUCAUAUAUAAUACAUAAAUAUAUAUAUAUAAUGUGUUUAAUAUUUAAUAUUAAAAAAUGUAAUUAUUUUAAGAAUAAUAAAACCAAAUUUAAAGGUAACUAGUUUACUUUCAAAAUGAUAUAAUGUAGCAUUGAAUUCAACAAUUUUGCUGAACUGUAGCUUGACGCUGCGUGAUUUGUGAUUGGUUAGUCUGUUGGGGGUGUUGGGGGGGAGAUUCCUCGCAAAAGCUCAAUUUUGGGAUGGCGCAACACUUGAUCUAAAAUGUUUUUGGGCACAUUUGUGAUUUUUCUUUCUCUCUUUUCCCACAAUCAUCUCAGCACGGCCUCCCCGCCACAGUCGCUCGUAACGGUUUCAUCACUUUAAAUUCUGAUUUCCCGUCUGUUGCACUUGAAAGCCGCCGUCUACGUGUUCCCCCCUCGUGUCGCCGGCGCCGCCUGAAACCGCUCGCCGUACCCGGGCGGCGUGUGUUUUUCGUGCCGCGGUGCCAACAUAUUGUGUG
Molecule: messenger RNA, 5117 nt
Organism: Syngnathoides biaculeatus (alligator pipefish)
Lineage: Eukaryota; Metazoa; Chordata; Actinopteri; Syngnathiformes; Syngnathidae
Gene: asic2
Product: acid-sensing (proton-gated) ion channel 2
Exons: 10
Coding region: 728-2455 (575 amino acids)
Biological process (GO): sodium ion transmembrane transport
Cellular component (GO): membrane
Molecular function (GO): ligand-gated sodium channel activity
Source: RefSeq, a predicted model, not a curated record